UGGCUCUCCGGCAAGAUGUGGAGACCCCUGUGCGCGAUCGUCUUUCUCGUGGUGAUUGUGAGUCCGCUGGCGGAGACGAGUUCCAUCCGCCGGCGAAAGUCUAUCAGACUUCCAUUGAGUGACUACCUCAACUAUGACGGAGUGAUGUCGUACCUGGAUCGGUUGGCCAUAGCCCACAGCGAUCGGGUGACCCUAAAGGAGGUGGGUCGAUCGUACGAGAACCGCGCCCUGAAACUCGUCAUGAUAACGAACGGAGACGGGCGGCAGGGAAAGAGGGUGAUCUUCUUGGAUGCCGCCUUGCACGCUCGGGAAUGGAUGACCCCCGCUGUCGCCCUCUAUGCCAUCAAUAAGUUGGUGGUGGAGUUUGAGGAAAAUGCCCACCUCCUGGCCGACUUCGAUUGGCACAUUAUGCCACUGGCCAAUCCCGAUGGUUACGAAUACUCCCGCAAUAAGGAUCGUUAUUGGAGGAACACAAGGAAACCAAAUGGCGGCGGAUGUUUCGGCACCAAUCUCAACAGGAACUUUGAAGUGGGCUGGGCAGAGGGUUUUCCGGAGCUAAAAGAUCCUUGCGAUGAAAAUUACGCGGGAAAUGAACCAUUCUCCGAGGUAGAGGCACGUACAGUGCGCGACAUUAUGCACAGCCUGGUGGAAAGUGAGCGAGCCGUCAUGUAUCUAUCCCUGCACACGGCCAACCGUUCGGUUUUCUAUCCUUGGGUCUAUGAAUAUACUCCAGUGCCGAAUCAAGGGGAACACGAUGAAAUCGCCAAGUAUGUCGCCGAUCAAAUAUUUCAGAGCACUGGCACGGUAAUAAAGCCGCGGCAGGCCGCUCAAUAUGCCGGAACAUUCGGCGGUACCAGUAUGGAUUACGCCUAUAAAGUGGGAUUCCCCCUCUCUUUUGUCUUCGAGAUGUCGGGAACGGGCGGGGACCACGUGGAGUACAAGUUUUUCCCACCAACCUGGGAUAUACGCCGCUUAGCUGAUGAAUCGUGGACGGGUAUUCGAGCGUUUGGCGAGAAGGUCAUUGAAAUGUAUCCGCCCUCCCGACAAUUAAAGCCAUCACAGAUACAGAGACUUACCGGAAGUGCAUCACGGAAUUGGGGCUUAAGUUCCAUGGUUGGAACAACCACCUUCCUCCUCGUAUAUUUUACCAACAAUUUUGAAAGCCUUUAAAUGAGAUAUAACUAAAAAUACUCCUUUCUUCGAUCCGUCUUAUCUCGAAAUAAGCAGAAAAAGCUAAAAACUAAGAGCCGUCCUGUCAAUGUUAUGGUAAGGUUCUACUUUCUAAUCUUUCAAUAAACAUUAGGUAAAAUUGUUGUUUUCAAACCACAAA
Drosophila elegans is the source of this 1330-nucleotide messenger RNA. Its product is annotated as carboxypeptidase B. Gene Ontology annotation, biological process: proteolysis. The transcript is spliced from 2 exons. Bases 16 to 1170 code for a protein of 384 amino acids. The record is from RefSeq and is a predicted model, not a curated record. Gene Ontology annotation, molecular function: metallocarboxypeptidase activity; zinc ion binding. NCBI's taxonomy places the organism in Eukaryota, Metazoa, Arthropoda, Insecta, Diptera, Drosophilidae.